AUGGACUCGCGCCGCUCUGCCACCCUGUAUGGGUUUCCAAUGAAACACCUCACUCUGGCCACCUUGACCUUCCAAAAUUCUGCCUUGAUCUUGAUUAUGCACUAUUCCCGCAUCAUGCCUCCCGUGGGUGGACAUCGAUACUACGCUUCGACUGCUGUCUUCCUGAACGAAGUCAUCAAACUCGCAAUAUCGCUUACCAUGGCCCUUCACGAUCUCUCUCAAAAUAUGGCCCCGUCCUCCUCAGCCACCGCGCUGUUCACCGAGCUCAUACGACGCGUGUUUACUGGCGAUAGUUGGCGAUUGGCCAUACCAGCAAUGCUCUAUACCUUACAAAAUUCCUUACAAUACGUUGCCGUGAGCAAUCUCGAUGCUGCGACAUUCCAAAUUACCUACCAAUUGAAGAUCUUGACGACCGCUAUCUUUAGCAUUACAAUGCUGGGACAUACUCUUGGACUGAGAAAGUGGUCUUCUCUGUUGCUGCUCAUAGUAGGUGUGGCCAUAGUCCAGAUUCCUGCUGGCUCCGAUCCGGCCAUGCCUACUUUGAAGGACUUGAAAGAAGCCAAUGCGGGCCUACACUUACCGCGGACUAUUCAGCAGAUGCGAGAAAUGGGGAGCAGUGCUGCGGGGCAACUGACCAAGAGGUCUGCGACGUACGAGGGUAUUGACAAGGACUUUGCCAUGCAACAUCCUCAACUCGACGCUUCCAUCGGUCUGGCCGCUGUCCUAGUUGCUUGUUUACUAUCUGGCCUUGCAGGUGUGUACUUUGAAAAGGUCCUCAAAGACUCCACCAGUCAAACUUCCCUUUGGUUCAGGAAUGUGCAGCUAUCAUUCUACUCGCUGUUUCCUUCUCUUUUCAUCGGUGUCGUCUUCAAGGACGGUGCAGACAUAGCAAAGCAUGGCUUUUUCUCAGGUUACAAUUGGAUAGUUUGGAGUGCUAUCCUAUUGCAGGCAUUUGGCGGUGUUCUUGUAGCUUUGGUUGUACUACACGCCGACAACAUUGCAAAGAACUUCGCCACGAGCAUAAGCAUUGUCAUCAGCUUCCUAGCAAGCGUUUGGCUAUUUCAUUUCCAGAUCACUACAAGUUACCUACUUGGAACCGCGGUUGUUCUCUUGGCGACAUAUCUAUGGAACAGUGAUCGCGGCCUUCCUCCAUUGAAGCUCGUGAUUGCAGACUAUGAGAAGACCACCAUUGGGUCGAGAUCAAGCUUUAGAGAAGCUCUGACGACCAGCAGACCAAGCACGCCAGUCAACUUUGAACGACGUGGAGGUGGGUUCAAAAGAGAAGAAUAG
This is a messenger RNA of Aureobasidium pullulans EXF-150, 1290 nucleotides long. Its product is annotated as nucleotide-sugar transporter. NCBI's taxonomy places the organism in Eukaryota, Fungi, Ascomycota, Dothideomycetes, Dothideales, Saccotheciaceae. Gene Ontology annotation, molecular function: UDP-galactose transmembrane transporter activity. Gene Ontology annotation, biological process: pyrimidine nucleotide-sugar transmembrane transport. The transcript is spliced from 5 exons. Gene Ontology annotation, cellular component: Golgi membrane. The record is from RefSeq and is a predicted model, not a curated record. The coding region runs from base 1 to 1290 and encodes 429 amino acids.